Messenger RNA from Cervus elaphus (red deer), 4245 nucleotides. It is a transcript of the gene FMNL3, whose product is annotated as formin like 3. The record is from RefSeq and is a predicted model, not a curated record. The transcript has 26 exons. The coding region runs from base 317 to 3400 and encodes 1027 amino acids. Gene Ontology annotation, biological process: regulation of cell shape; cortical actin cytoskeleton organization; cell migration. Lineage: Eukaryota; Metazoa; Chordata; Mammalia; Artiodactyla; Cervidae. Gene Ontology annotation, molecular function: actin filament binding; small GTPase binding. Gene Ontology annotation, cellular component: cytosol.
CCGGAGUGGGUGGGAGGAAGCGAAGUGCUGGGGGGAGGGAAAGAGCGCGAGGGGCGGGGAGGGGCAGCGCCGGGGCGGCGCGCUGAGAGCGGCGAGGCGGCGGGUGUGAGCAAGAGCCGUGGCCGCGGUGCCUGUCGCUGCGGUGCCGCUGUCCGCUGCGCCGCCUCCUGUCGGACCCCGAGGAGCCCCCGACCCGGCGGAGGAGUAGGGACUGGGGUAGCCGGCAUUGAGGGAGGAGCCGGGUCCGAGCUGCCGAACCCAGGACCCCCGGGCGUGGAGGUGGGGGGGCUGAGGCCCCCGAGGGGGCCCCGCCGCGAUGGGCAACCUGGAGAGCGCCGAGGGGGGCCCGGGCGAGCCCCCCUCUGUCUCGCUUCUGCCGCCGCCGGGCAAGAUGCCGAUGCCGGAGCCCUGUGAGCUGGAAGAGAGGUUCGCCUUGGUGCUGAGCUCCAUGAACCUGCCUCCCGACAAGGCGCGGCUCCUGCGGCAGUACGACAACGAGAAGAAGUGGGACCUCAUCUGUGACCAGGAACGAUUCCAGGUGAAGAAUCCUCCUCACACAUACAUCCAGAAACUCCAGAGCUUCUUGGACCCCAGUGUAACUCGGAAGAAAUUCAGGAGGAGAGUACAGGAGUCAACCAAAGUCUUGAGAGAGCUGGAGAUCUCACUGCGGACCAACCACAUUGGGUGGGUGCGGGAGUUUCUGAAUGAUGAAAACAAAGGCCUGGACGUGUUGGUGGAUUACCUAUCCUUUGCCCAGUGUUCUGUCAUGUUUGACUUUGAGGCUCUGGAGAGUGGUGACGAUGGCGCGUUUGACAAGCUCCGGUCCUGGAGCAGGUCUAUCGAGGACCUGCAGCCACCCAGCGCCCUGUCCGCCCCCUUCACCAACAGCCUCGCUCGCUCUGCGCGCCAGUCUGUGCUCCGGUACAGCACUCUCCCUGGGCGCAGGGCCCUGAAGAACUCCCGCCUGGUGAGCCAGAAGGAUGACGUCCACGUGUGUAUCCUCUGUCUCAGAGCUAUCAUGAACUACCAGUAUGGAUUCAACCUGGUCAUGUCCCACCCUCACGCUGUCAAUGAGAUUGCGCUCAGUCUCAACAACAAAAAUCCAAGGACCAAAGCCCUUGUCUUAGAGCUUCUGGCAGCUGUGUGUUUGGUACGAGGAGGUCAUGAAAUCAUUCUCGCUGCCUUUGACAAUUUCAAAGAGGUGUGCAAGGAGCUGCACCGCUUUGAGAAGCUGAUGGAAUAUUUCCGGAAUGAGGACAGCAACAUUGACUUCAUGGUGGCCUGCAUGCAGUUUAUCAACAUUGUGGUGCACUCGGUGGAAGACAUGAACUUCCGGGUCCAUCUGCAGUAUGAGUUCACCAAGCUGGGGCUGGAGGAGUUCCUGCAGAAGUCACGGCAUACAGAGAGUGAGAAGCUGCAGGUGCAGAUCCAGGCGUACCUGGACAACGUGUUCGACGUAGGGGGUUUGUUGGAGGAUGCCGAGACCAAGAAUGUGGCCCUGGAGAAGGUGGAAGAACUGGAGGAGCAUGUGUCCCAUCUCACAGAGAAGCUUCUGGACCUAGAGAAUGAAAACAUGAUGCGUGUGGCAGAGCUAGAGAAGCAACUGCUGCAGCGGGAGAAGGAACUUGAGAGCAUCAAGGAGACUUAUGAGAACACGAGCCACCAGGUACACACCCUGCGGCGGCUCAUUAAAGAGAAAGAGGAGGCCUUCCAGCACCGAUGCCACUUGGAGCCCAGUGCCCGGGGCCUGGAGUCUGUGGGCAGCGAGGCUCUGGCCCGAGUGGGCUCUGCAGAGCUGAAUGAGGGCGUGCCCCACUCCGACCUGGACCUCCUUGCUCUGGCCCCACCCCCUGAGGAGGCCCUACCUCUGCCUCCACCGCCAGCUCCUCCCUUGCCCCCGCCUCCUCCCCCGUUACCAGACAAGUGUCCCCCGGCCCCACCUCUCCCUGGCGCUGCCCCCUCUGUGGUGUUGACAGUAGGCCUGUCAGCCAUUCGCAUUAAGAAACCUAUCAAGACCAAGUUCCGGCUGCCCGUCUUCAACUGGACAGCCCUAAAACCCAACCAGAUCAGUGGCACUGUCUUCAGCGAACUUGAUGAUGAGAAGAUCUUGGAGGACCUGGACCUGGACAAGUUUGAAGAACUGUUCAAGACAAAAGCCCAGGGCCCUGCCCUCGAUCUCAUCUGCUCCAAGAACAAGACAGCACAAAAGGCUGCCAGCAAGGUGACCCUGUUGGAAGCCAAUCGUGCCAAGAACCUGGCCAUCACCCUACGCAAGGCUGGUCGCUCAGCUGAGGAGAUCUGCAGGGCCAUCCACACGUUCGACCUCCAGACCCUGCCCGUCGACUUCGUGGAGUGCCUGAUGCGCUUCCUGCCCACGGAGGCGGAGGUGAAGCUGCUGCGGCAGUAUGAGCGCGAACGGCAGCCGCUGGAGGAGCUGACGGCUGAGGACCGCUUCAUGCUGCUCUUCAGCAAGGUGGAGCGGCUGACCCAGCGGAUGGCUGGCAUGGCCUUCCUGGGCAACUUCCAGGACAACCUGCAGAUGCUCACGCCGCAACUCAACGCUAUCAUUGCCGCCUCUGCCUCUGUCAAGUCCUCCCAGAAGCUGAAGCAGAUGUUGGAGAUCAUACUUGCACUGGGGAACUACAUGAACAGCAGCAAGCGGGGAGCUGUGUAUGGCUUCAAGCUCCAGAGCCUGGAUCUGCUGCUGGACACCAAGUCCACCGACAGGAAGAUGACCCUGCUUCAUUUCAUCGCCCUGACGGUGAAGGAGAAGUACCCAGACCUGGCUAACUUUUGGCAUGAGCUGCACUUUGUAGAGAAAGCCGCUGCAGUGUCCCUGGAGAACGUGCUGCUGGACGUGAAGGAGCUGGGCCGGGGCAUGGAGCUGAUCCGGCGGGAAUGCAGCAUACACGACAACAGCGUCCUGCGCAACUUCCUCAGCACCAACGAAGGCAAACUGGACAAGCUCCAGCGUGACGCCAAGACGGCCGAGGAAGCCUACAAUGCCGUAGUACGCUACUUCGGUGAGAGUCCCAAGACCACACCUCCUUCGGUAUUCUUCCCAGUGUUUGUCCGAUUCAUUCGUUCUUACAAGGAAGCAGAACAAGAGAAUGAAGCCCGCAAGAAGCAGGAGGAGGUCAUGCGGGAGAAGCAGCUGGCUCAAGAAGCCAAGAAACUGGAUGCCAAGACCCCAUCCCAGCGGAACAAGUGGCAACAGCAGGAGCUGAUUGCAGAGUUGAGGCGGCGCCAAGCCAAAGAGCACCGGCCUGUUUAUGAGGGGAAGGAUGGUACCAUUGAGGACAUCAUCACAGGCCUCCACCACCAGCCCCUCGUCGUUCGCCAUCCAGCCAGGAGUGCUGCACCGCCCGCCGGCCCCCCUCGGGCUCCAGGCCCCCACUGAGACCCUCCUGGAAGCAGAAGCACUUCAACCCACGGAGUCCUGCAGGUCCAACCAGUGCACCUGAAGCCCUGGAACUGGCCAAGGGCCCAGCAGAGGGCUAUGCUGCUCUCAGUCCAUCCCAGCUCUCAGAGCUGCAUCUUGCCUGCCACCUCUGUGGGCACGACGUCUUUCAGGGCCUGGCACUUCCCUGGUGCCUCCAGUACUGCACUUUGCUCCCAAGGUCUUCAACUUCAUUUCCUCAAGAGCCAGCUCAGGGCUGGAUUAAAACCAUUUCCAGCUUUAAGCUAGGCCAUGGGCACCUAGGCCCGCCAUCACUAUAGAGCCAGAGGGAGGAGAGGAGAAAGCAAUUAUCCCUUCUUUUUUCCCCUUACUUUUUGAAUUCCAGUGGUCAGCUGUGAUCUAGGAGUGUCCAAGCUUAGACAGCCCUGGACCCUGCCAGCCUCAGAUCACCUUCUACCAGCAGCAAGGCUUUCCUAAGCCUGGGCCCCCCCAGCUGUGCCCUAGUGAUAAAGGGAGAGAAGUGAUCCCACGCUCCCUGCCCGUGGCCCUUUGCAGUCGAGGCUGACUCUGUCCUUGCCAUUGUGAGCAGAGGGGUCAUUUCCUCUUCCCCAACCUGGAGACAGCAAGAGAAAGGGUGUGCCAACAGCAUCCUCACUUUUCCCCAGCUAGGUUUUGCUGGCAGGGGGCAGGGUCAUGGUGGUCUCAGCUGUUUUCUCUACCCCCUGUCAGUUUCUUCUCAGUCCCUGAAGGGAACACAGGGGCCCACUCCUUUUUGUACAUGUACCACUUCCUUCUCUCUUGUACAUAAACCCCAAACCUUCUCUCAACAAAGGCUUGAAAUACCA